CAGAAAGAACAGGAAUGAAGCAGCUGAGACAGAAGCUAAAAUAACUCGAUCAGAGGCGGACGAAGGAACGAUGGAAAGAACAACUGAGAGACAGACACAAAGACAACAAAAGACAAACUGAAACAAAGAAUACGUUCAGGACGAGUGUGACGGGGACCAGAACUCAGCUGACCCAGGACAGGACCAGGAUCAGAGGAGGACUGAACCACAAUGGACUACGAACCCAAGAAAUCCAAGAAGGGUUUCGUCUCUCCCAUCAAGCGGCUCGUCUGGUCAAAAUCUGGUCGCAGGCAGGUGGAUCGAGGCAGCGUCUACCGCCGCCCGCUGCACACCGUCCCUCUCUACCCCCCGGACUACCUCAUCCACCCGGAGAGGCUCAUCUUCGACUACGUAGAGAAGGAGGUCAAGUUCCUUGGUCACCUGACCUGGGUGUCGGUUUCACUUAACCCCUCCAGCAGAGAUGAGCUCCUACAGCUACUGGACACAGCCAGGCAGCUGAAGGUGCUGCCGCUGAAGACCAGCGUGGACCAGGACUGCAUCCUGAGUCUGUCUGCUCGCUGUCUGCUGCUCACCUGGAGGGACAACGAGAAGCUGCUGGUGAGGAUUCCCACGCAUGAGAUCGCUGCUGCCUCCUACCUGAGGGACGACGCACUGCACCUGCUGGUCCUCAAGACAGGUCUGAACGUGGAUACAGUGGUUGCCGGGGACGACAGCCUGGACAGGAAAAAGCCAACAGGUAUAGAUGGCCGCCGUCAAACCAUGAGCUGCAAUGCCGACCCUCGGCCUGCAGGGGGCACAAUGGAGCGACGGCACACCAUCUGUGGAGUGGACUGGAGGCCCUCACUGUCGAGGAGUAACCACGACAAAAACCAGAAUGUGGAGAGAGGAGGCGGAGGGGGUGGUGGAGGAGGGGGGGAGCGAGGAGGAGGAGGGAGCUUAGAGAGGAAGAGAGUGGGAGGGAGCUGGGAGAGGAGGCAGCAAACCCGCAAAACAGGAGGGAGCUGGGAGAACCGCAGAGCAAGACCCAUGAGCGGGAGCUGGGGGGUGGGAGCAGGAGGAGGCGGCGGAGGGAGCUGGGAGAGGAGGCAUGGGGGAGGUGGCGGUGGAGGAGGCGGAAGCUGGGAGAGGAGGGGAGGAGGCAGCGCGGGAGGAGGCGGCGGCGGCGGGGGGAGCUGGGAGCGGCGGCAGGCCUGCACAGGAAGCUGGGAGCGGGGGAAGAGCUACGGCAGCUGGGAGAGGAGGAACCACAACCCGCUGGAGCCGACACCCUGCCCCGAUGCCUACUGCAACCUGGUCAUCCUGGCUGUGGAGAACAGGGAUGCUGCAGAGGAGUACUGUUCUCUGAUCUGUCAGAUGUUCCAGAUCAUUUACGGCCAUCAGACCAUCGAGUGUGUCGACAGAGCGGGCUUUCACCACUCCAUGCCGGACCGCUAUUGGCUGCAGAGGAGUGACAGCUGUCUAACUGACAUGUCCUACAGUUAUGAUCCAGAGUUUAGCUGCUGCAGCUCAUAUGAUGGCUCCCAGGAUGCCUUUGAGCUCUACUACAGUGAGACAUACAGUGAGAGUUCAUCUGUCUCACUGCAGGACUCCCAUCGCAGCCUGGCUUCAGUCAGCGACGGAGGAGACAGUAACCCCGCCCUGCUGCUGAUGCAGGAGUACAUGAUCACUCUGCGUAACAAGCUGAGUCCGGUGGAGUUGCAGCACUUUGCGGUGCUGCUGAGGGAAUAUAGACUGGGGUCAAACAUCGACUACUUCUGCUCCGAGCUGCUGCAGCUAUACGGAGACAACCGCAAGUUCCUGCUGCUGGGCAUGCGGCCGUUCAUCCCAGACAAAGACGUUGGGGUGUUUGAGAGUUUCCUGGAGAGCAUCGGGAUCCGGGAGGGAGGGAUUUUAACCGACAGCUUCGGACGCAUCAAACGCAGCAUGAGCAACAUGUCGGCUACGGCCAUGAGAGGGUAUGACAACGGCUCUCUGGCCUCAGGGUCUCAGGAAUUCAACCGACGCAUCAGCGACAUCACCCACGACAUCCAGGCGCUCGGCUUCCAGGACACACACGGAGACAUCGAGGAGGAGGACUACUACCUGUGAUGGAGGGGAACAGAGAGCGUCAUUCCUCACUGUUUCAACUUUAAAUCAGCUCACGUGCACCUGAGCGACACAGCACCUUCUCUGCUUUGCUGGACCAAUAAACAGCAAAAGUAAACUGUCUGACAGAGGCAGCCUGGAAAGAAGGUUACUCUACAGGAAACCAAAACUGUUUAAUUCAUUCAUGUAAUUUCUUUUUCGUUGUAUCGUACAGUACAUGCACAGAAAAAUAAAAAACUAGGAUUUAA
Messenger RNA from Chelmon rostratus (copperband butterflyfish), 2333 nucleotides. RefSeq names its product CCM2 like scaffold protein (gene ccm2l). Bases 211 to 2088 code for a protein of 625 amino acids. Gene Ontology annotation, biological process: heart morphogenesis. Lineage: Eukaryota; Metazoa; Chordata; Actinopteri; Chaetodontiformes; Chaetodontidae. The transcript has 11 exons. The record is from RefSeq and is a predicted model, not a curated record.